This is a messenger RNA of Oryzias melastigma (Indian medaka), 5804 nucleotides long. It is a transcript of the gene ttc34, whose product is annotated as tetratricopeptide repeat domain 34. The record is from RefSeq and is a predicted model, not a curated record. NCBI's taxonomy places the organism in Eukaryota, Metazoa, Chordata, Actinopteri, Beloniformes, Adrianichthyidae. The transcript has 8 exons. Gene Ontology annotation, molecular function: protein binding. The coding region runs from base 2488 to 5781 and encodes 1097 amino acids.
AAAAUGCGAAUACAGUUCCCGUGGUGAUACAGUUGGGGGGGGGGAUUAAAUUUUAAGUCUUGAAAAGAAGUUUCCUACAUACAUCACUAGCUAUGUUUUCUAAUGUGGUGCAACCACAGAGUACCACAAUGAUGUCAGCAGUUGCCUUCUACAAAUAUGACAUUUCAGACACAGGAGGUUUCAUUUGGCCCCAAUUUCUUAAGUUGUGUUUUGACACACAAACGUAGCUGAUCGUUGUCAUUCAGAGAAUUGUAGAGUAGGUUUACUUGUGAAGUUUGAAUUUGAAGUUGAUGCUGACUUUUUUUUUUUGUAAAGAAUGAACUGCAAACCACACCGUAGAUUCAACACGAAUAUAGAGUUGUUUGCUUAUUUGGUGCUCAGUUAAGGUCAAAGGUUUCACUGUUCUUCAGGGCAAAUGGGCUUUAAAAGUUUUUGAUUCAAUUCUUCAGUUUUCAAAAGUACAACAGCAUAUUAAAAUCCCAGGGGCAGAGCUACGGGGGGAAAAGGGGGGCAGCUGCCCCUCCAGCAAAAAGCUUUGCGUUACAAAAUUUGUGUCAAUAUUAAUCUCUUUAUUCAUAAAGAUGUACAAAUCAUUGAUAAAAGUUCCUUUAAGAAUAAUAAUAAUAAAGCAGCCAGAAAUAUGUAUAAAAGACUCUAGCUCCGCCCCUGCCCAAUCCAGUCAUCUUUUGAUGUGUUUUUAAGGUGUUCCUGGUCUCUUAGACUACGGUCUCAAAGUGCCACAUGACCUAAAUGUAAUUUUUACAGUAAAUUCAGCACCGCGAUAUUAGUAAUCAAGAGGUGGCAGUAAAAUUUUUAUACAACGCGUAGGUGGCCACUGAAGUUUUAAGAAAAAGUUUACAUUAUACGACGACCAAAUGGUUUUUCUCUAAAAGUUCACAUCAAUGGGCGCCCUGGCACAUUUUGUGGUUGCCAGGUGAGCAUUACACCAUUGCAAAAUGUGUAUCUAUGACGAAAACAGUUUUACUGGAUAAUGUGUAAAUAUCCAUAAAUUCGUUAGCCUGGGGUUAUAUAGAAGACGCGCCAUUCUGCACGCCUGAUGGCUGCUGUCUACAUCCAUGGCCACGUCAAAAAAAAAAAAAAAGAUCUUGAAGGGUGCCUCCCCAUCCGUUUUUAGCGAAAACAAAAAACAAAAAACUUCCAAAAAGAGUUUACAAUGAUUUGACUACAAAUAAACCCUCAGAAAUGCCGUUGGAAGAAUGCAUUUGAAAUACACAGAAAACAUAAUUUCAUUAGAGUGGGUGUCUAAGUGGCAUUUAACCACUCUUUAUGAAAUUCUGAAAAAGUUAUCACCCCCAAAAAGUCUAGUGAAUUUCCUGAUCUCAACUCUAACCUUUUGCCCCUCAAAUUUUGGGCUGGCAUUUAUAAAGUUCAGCAAAGAGGACCUGUGGUUUUCUGGUACAGUACUGACAUGUGACCGUGUUCACGAGUAGAUAUGAGAGGAAAUCCCACUGCUUUCAGUGCUUUGAGGACAUGUGCUGAACGCUCUAUCAUUUGAUCAAAGUCAAAUGUUUUCAGUUGUAUAUUUAAACCAUGUGACAUGAAAUGUCAAAGCGACUGAACUGCAGUUUUUUUUUCUUUUUUCAUGAUCACGUCUGACAUUAUCCUUAUAUGGCUUGUCGUGAAACCCUUCGAGUAACGCUCACUGAUCGCUGCACAGCCUUCACAAAGGAAAGGACUAAACCAAAAUCCCCAAAGGACGUCAGGCUUUCAGUUUCCAACUAAAUGGUGUCAGGGUGCAGCUGGCUGGGUUUUUCCUCGUGGUGUUCGGGUAUCUCACUUUGAGAGAUUUUUUUAUGUCAACUGCUUCAGCAUUCUGACAGGAAAGAGCCACUUUCCAAUGAAUAAUUAUUGAUUGUUAUUUUCAUGUGUUUUAAUGUAUCAUUUGUGUGAAUAUUCUUGACUUAUUUUGAAUUUUCUGAACAUAUUUAAGAAUGUUUUUAUACUUUGUAUUGCAGCAUUUAAGACUUGUGUUUUCUCUGGGACCUCAUAUAAUAACAUGCUUUAAUAUAUAUAUUUUAAAAAUAAAGUUGAAAACAACAACAUAGACUUAUUCUUUAUUUAUUUUAUUUUUUAUUCUUUUUACUAAAUGAUUAGAGAUAAGCCAGAAAUCAGGAAGUUCAGUUUUUUUAGUUUGGAAAUGAAUAAAGCUUGUGACAGAAACAUAUUUAAAAUAACUUCUGGGAUUUGCAGCCUUCUAACUUUUAAGGAGAGACUUGAAACUGAGGUGUCAGCUUUACGCAAACCCCUGUGCAAAUGAUAGGAAGUGGAACAGCUUUGCGCUCUAGUGUGGUCAGCUUUGGCGCAUGAGCGUCAGUGGUUUCCACGGGUAACCAGACUUGCUCUGUUCCGGGAAGAGAAAGAACUUUAUCCAGACUUUAAAGCCUUCCCGUUUUCCAAAAUCUCUGGAUUACUAUAUUUUCAUUUUGCUGAAGAAAAUAAAACAGAGGGCGAGGAAUCCUCCUGACCAUGACUGCUCUGGUUCGACCUGAAGUCGGCGCUUCGAAGCUUUGUGCUGAUGCAGACGAGCUGCUUGCUGCUGGAGACCUGGAGGGAGCCACCUCCCUGUACAUGUCUGCCUUCACGACCAACGCCUCCACCGCCAUGUCACACAUGAGGAAACUAGACAAGCUGAGCCUGGAGGAGGUCAUCCUCACUCUGGAGGGAUGGCUGGAUGGGAACACUCCGCCUGCUAAGUGUCAUAAUAAAGGCAUUGCAGCUGUUUUCUUGUCCACGCUCAGCCCCAGCAACCUGUCAGCCACCAUUUUUAAAAUGGAAUCUCUUCUUCAGAGCGGUGGGCAUGGAUGUGAGGAGAUAUUUGCUCGCUGCACUGAUCUGCUCGAGGGCAAGCGAAACCCUCCUCCGGAUGGUUCCUGUCGUGUGCUGUUGGAGAUAACUCGAGGUCUGGCCUACUUUCUGUGCAAGCCUCACAGUUCAGAGAGUGUGAGGCUUUACCUCAAAGCUUAUCGUGAUAACAAACUGGAAACUGUAAAGUUAAUGCAGAACAGGCAGUCUGUGCAUCUGCCUAAACUAGUGAAGGCUUUUAAGAAUCAAAUAACCUCCGUGCAUCCUUUUCUGAUGUUUGACCACAACUUAGCAGAGACUAAAAAGCAGAAUGAUGACUUAGAUCCAGAAGAAGUCUCCACACUCAUUGAAUUCUUACUCACACUUUCACAACAUGACACAGACGUACUUGAACUGCAAGCAGCACAUUUGUUCUUGACAAGAAGGUUUUCAGACAGUGCAGAGAUUUAUUCCGCUCUUCUGCAAAGAGCUGAUAAAACCCCUUUAUCCCAAGAGAGAAAAGCCCGACUCUUGACCUGUCGCGCAGCGGCCUGCCUGUCAGCAGGAGGCAAAGCUGCAGAGGACUGCCAAGAUCUGGGUGAAGCAUUCGACGUCCACCCUGCCACCGCUCGAGUCUACUUCCAAAAGCUCUUCACCGAUCACGCCACAGGGAUAGCAGCUCGCAACCAUCUGCGUCAGCAGGCGGAGAGAGGUCUGUCCGACUUCAGAGACAAGGUCUUAACCCGGGAAGACUUUCGAUCCUCAGAAGGAGCUGAGCUCCUGGACCCCGCCAUCACGUCUCUACGAACACUUUGCCAUCUGGAGCCUAAUGGAGGAGGAAGGGAGCUGAGGGUCCGACUGGCUGACUGUCUUCUCCUCAGAGGGGAGCACCGGGAGGCGCUCUCCAUUUGCAGCCAGCUCGCAGCCGCCCCAGGACAGCAGAGCUAUCAGAACACAGUCCAUGUCCUUCGUGGGUACGCCCGUCUUCUGUCUGAUGACCACAGAGGGGCACUAGAGGACUUCCAGGCUGUGAUUGAGCACAGCACUCCUCACCCCUCCAGCUGUGUGAGGGCCCUUUGUGGCAGAGGGCUCCUGCGCAUGAUGGCUGGCUCUAACUACCUCACUGCUCUGGACUACAUGACAGCCACCAGACUCCACCCCCAAGAAACGGCGCUGACAAUCCGCUGCUUGGUGCCGUGGAACUACAGGGGGCUGCUGGUGACGGUUCUUCUAGAGCAGGGACGAGCUGUUCUGGAGGAGGUGGCUCUACACAAGUCCACAUCCAACUUUAGUGACGACCCUCAGCAGCUCCUCCAGGAGGACAAGCAGCAAGCCCCAAAGAGAGACAACAACAGAUCAGGAUCUUCUGCAGGUGUCCAGUCUCUCGCCGCCUUGCUGAUGGAGCUCCAGCCUGGUGGUGUUGGGCCUCACUUACUUGCAGCAGAUGCUUUGUACCAGCUCGGUAGGGUGGAGGAGGCCUACAGGUUACUCCUCUCGAUUGGGACCAUCCCUCCUCGUGGACCCACCCUGGCCCGCCUCGCUCUGCUGCAGCUACACAGGGGCUUUCUUUACGACACCAAUCAGCUGCUGAAAAAGCUGAUCAUGUGCAGCGACACCAGCUGCCUGCGCAGCCUCCUGGCCGUGGCGCAACCAAAAGACCGAGCGCUGCUGCAGGGACACUGCCACUCUGUAGCCAAACGCAUCCUGGACGGCUCACGAGAGGAGGCCGCUCUCAGGGAGGCUGUGACAUACCUGUCCAUGUCCAUCAUGGCAUCUGGUGGUGAAGAAGCAGAGUCCUUGCUAGAAAGAGGAAGGUGUUACGCCCUGCUGGGACAGCGGAAGACGGCCAUAUUCGAUUUCACCGCCAUCUUGAAGAAGCAUCCGAAGCACGUCCAGGCGCUGUGUGGGAGAGGCUUUACUUACCUUAUGCUGGAUCAAGAAAAGGAAUGCAUCCAUGACGUUCUGGAGGCUCUUCAGGUGGACGCGGACUCAGUCGUCACAGACAUCCUGUCAGUCAAGGAGAAGGCGCGGAAGCUGGUCUGUGAUUGGCUCCAUAAAUUCUGUCGCACCAAUCUAUCAGACACCGUGAGGAUUCAUUCCGUUCCGUGCCAUGAAGAGCAUCUUAAAGAGGCUUUUAUUGUUGCCGGAGCUUUGAUGAGGACUGACAGCAGAGACCCCAGAUGGCAUCUUCUUUAUGUGGACAUACUCCUGGCCAAAGGGGAUAUAAAGGCAGCAGGGACGCACUUGUGCCACAUUUUUGGCCAGGAACCAAGAGAUGCGGUGGCCCGGGCCAGGGUGGGCGUGAUGGAAGCCUGGCAGCAGAACUACCACAGGGCAGCUCUCAGAUUCAGCAACCUACUCAAGAAAGAUUCAUCCAGUCUCGACUUCCUGCUGGCCCUGAUCCCAUUUAAUCAGCAAAGAUGCUUAGCAAAGGCAGCAGCACAGGAGGCGAGCAGUCUGUCAUCAGAGGCCCGGUGGGAUCAGGCCGUCCCCCUUCUGAGCGUCGCCAUUCAAGCAGCAGGAAACCAUAAACUACUCUAUCUUCGUCAACGAGCCGCCUGCCUUGCACAGCUGAGCUUACAUGAGCAGGCCGUAGCCGAUCUAGACAGAAUCAUCCAGAAACACGGCGGAUACGACGGUUCUUCUUCAGAGGAUCGAAAACUCUGGGCGUAUGAUCUGUGCAAUCGCGGCAGCAGCCUGUUGCUCUGCUCUAAAGAGGAAGCAGCACUAGAAGACUUCAUCCAAGCCCUGGAUCUGCACAGGGACCAGGCCAUGCAGGCUAUAGCAGCCGGCCCGGGGAGGCGGCGCCUGGCCGAGUGCUUUCUUCGAGGGGCCCUGCAGCACUAUGGGGAGCAGCAGCUCGACAAAGUGUGGACGAUGAUUGAAUGUGGACUCCUCCUUGACAGCCAAAGCACAGAACUUCGUAGACUGAGGACAAAGGUCAAACGAGAAGUAGCGAGCCCUUGUAAUGUAAACUGACGGAGGUGUACGGAGGCUCAAAC